CUCUUCUCACAUUUAUUAUCAGACUACUUCUGACAAACCAAAGCGUCCGAUCUCUGCCAUGUUCAUUUUCUCGGAAGAGAAGCGCAAGAAGAUGCAGGAGGAGGAGCCAGAGCUGUCGGAGAGCGAACUGACAAGAAAAUUGGCCAGGAUGUGGACUGAGCUGUCUGAGAAGAAAAAGGAGAAGUAUCGGCGCAUGGAAGCAGCGGCAAAGGCCGAAUCGGAACAGAAAAAACAGGGCUAUGGAAAAGACGGAAAAGGCUCUGCUAUCCGAGGAAAGCUGCCUGAGCCGCCCAAGACUGCAGAAGAGAUCUGGCAGCAGAAUGUGAUUGGAGAUUAUCUGGCCAAGUACAGGAAUGACCGCAGUAAGGCUGUCAGAGCGAUGGAGGCUACUUGGAGAGAAAUGGAGAAAAAGGAGAAAUUAAUGUGGAUUAAAAAAGCAGCUGAGGAUCAAAAGCGAUAUGAGAAAGAAUUAAGUGAAAUCCGAACACCAGCAACAAACACAAACAAGAAAAUGAAAUUUGAAGGGGAACCAAAAAAGCCACCCAUGAAUGGUUACCAGAAAUUUUCUCAGGAACUCCUCACAGGUGGUGAGCUGAACCAUCUGAAUCUGAAGGAUCGGAUGGUAGAGAUUGGGAAAAGAUGGCGGAAAGUCACCCAGGCUCAGAAGGACCGUUAUAAGAAGAUGGCGGAAGAACAGCAAAGCCAAUACAAAAUCAACCUGGAAGCCUGGCUUAAGAGCUUAUCGCCUCAAGAGAGAGCCAUGUACAAGGAAUACACUACAAAUAAACGCAAAAGUACUACAAAAGCAGCUAGUCCAAAUCCCAAAAUGAAAAUUGCAUUACAAACACAGAGUGCAAGUGAAACUGAGGAUUCUGAUGAAGAUGAUGAUGACGAUGAAGAUGAUGACGAUGAUGAUGAAGAAAAGGCCAAUUCUUCAGAUUCUGAUGACUCCUCAGGUUCAGACAGUGAUGAAGAAAGUGAGGAAGAAGAUGAUGCAGAUGAGAAUGCUGACGAUGACGACGACGAGGGUGAAGAUGAUGAAGAAAAUCAGUCUGAUAGCAGCAGCAGUUCUUCAUCAGAAGAGUCCUCGGACUCGGACUCUGACUGAAGUGCUCUGCUUUGAUCUUCCAGGCAGUACUAAAACUAUCAGCCUAAAGAGCCCUCAUGCCUGCUGCCAGGACUGUUUGAGACAAUUGACAGAAGCAGAUGUUCUAAAAUCUGAUGUGAUCCAGCCAUCGUUGUCCAGUCAGUUCCACAGGCAAAUUGACUGGGCUUUCCUGAGUUGCUUUCAACUCAUUGAAAACCACUAGUGAUGCAAGUAAGAAUGGACCAAAUGGAGAAUUUGUAGGCAGUUUUCCUUUUCCACUAGAACAAUCCCUGUUACAAUCAUUAUGAAAUUACUCUCCAUCCAUGUACUGCUGAGUGACAUUCAGGGCUCAACUUUUUAAAAACCUGGCAUAACAAUUCCCUGGUAUGGUUUGGAGUACAUCUUAUGUAAUCAGAAAUACAAGCACACAAGAUCUCAAGGCAUUUGUGUGUUUUGAGUGUGAAUUCACUUACUGCAUUUAAAGUUGGUGUUUGGGUUUAUCAGGUCAUUCAUACUUGCAUUGCAACGCUUUUGGAUUUUUAAUUUUUUUAACAAAAAUAUGGUCACUGAAGUUGGAUCCUGCCUCGUUUACCUGCUACCAGUUCUGGUCCACUGUCGAGUUUGUUUCGCGUUAAAGCAGAACCGAAAUAUCGGGGUGGUUCGAUAGCAAGUAUCGAAGCCUUCAAUUCUUUAGUAUUUCCAUAAGUGGGGUGUCCUGGUCUUUUACUUUGGGAAGGGGGGGGGGGGGGGGGGGGGGGGAGGUGCAUUUCAAGGGCAAAGUGUGGGCCUGUCAGUGGGAAUGGCCAGGAUCAGACCCUGUGUAUAAGCACAGGCUGGGCUAAUUCAGUGAAGAGUAUUUUGUGAUGUUGCAGUUUGUAAAUACGAUGGAUGUUUUUUGAGGGAGAUUUCAGAUUCACUAUUUUGUGACUUAAAUCUCUCCUUUGUAAUAUGAACAAAGUCGUUGAGUGGCCUGCACCAGAGCAAGUGCUCAUUUAUUUUAACAGCAGAGGAUAGAAAUAAGCUCCUGUGUUGCCCCAUGCCCUUCAAAACUGCAAAGGAAUCUGUUGUUCUUACAAGCCACAUGUUUCUGGUUACUUAAAACUUUGUUUUUCUGCAUGUGUAGUCUUUCCUUAAUGUGUUUCCUUAUGGAGGAUGUGACUGCAUUACUGCAGAGAAGCCCAAGUAUUUUGUAUCAUUUUAGUCUGUCAAUCUGAUUUUUGAAGAGUCAUAAUAUUGGUGGGAGUUGAUCUUGAUGUUCUAGAUGCAGUUUAAAGCUUGCAGCAGAAACUGCAAAUAGCAUUUUUGUAUUUUUCAAAUUCUGUUUUGUCACUUCUGAAUGGAAUGUACAUUAGCUCUCUGGUCAUCAAACCAAAUGCAAAGUAUAUUGUGAGAAGUUUUAAUGAACAGUUUCAUCCUCCUUUGAAUUGUAGAGUUGGAAGAUUGUACUGCCGGAGUCCUUUUUCACAAGAGACUGCACAGAGCUGCUGGAGUCAGGUCCUGUACAUAGCUCCCUUGAGUUUGGAACACUACAGUACUGACAUCUCUUUUACAGACAAGCUCAGCACUUUCUUUUGCAUAACUCAUUAUGAGACUAUGUUGUGUUUGUCAUUUCUUUGCACACCAGAAUUAAGGAAUAAUUACAAAUUCAGGGAUUGAAAAAGAAUCUCUCUUCCCAGCAUGGGAAGUGAUGUGAAUAAGUUUCCAAGUUCUAGCUCAUUAGGAAAGAGGCAGAAUCAGAAUUUGAAGUCUCAACAGCUAAACCAUGCCCUCUAUUAUUUUCUCAAAGUUGUCAACUUGUGAGACAUUAUCAUAAAAGGAGAGGGAAAGGAGGGGAGAACCCAAAGUGACUGAGCCUUUUACUGACUGCAGCUUUGCUUAAACUCCGGAUCAUGAUUUGAAUACCUUGUCAGCUUGUGCCCAGUUUCAGAGUGGGGUGGAUGUCUUUUUAAAGGGUACUGAAAGAGGCACUUUGUUGUACUUGUUGGGUUUGAAUGAGGAUGUAUGGUAUCUGUAUAUAAUGUCGUUUGUAUUUUGCAGCUUUACUUUCCAUUUUAUUUUGAUUCUUACAGUAAGGUCAGGAGCACUGGGCGUGUGUACUGUAAGAGGUGAAAUGAGUGCAUUUUUGCACUCAAUGUGAAAUUGUGCUAGUAACCCAUACGUACCAUGUUACUUUUAGCUUCUGUGAUCUUUUGGGAAUUUUUCUAAUAUUUAAAGAUUGUUUUGUAGAGAGAAUGCCUCACUGAUUUGUAUUUGCUGAUUCUUGUAAUUUGAUGUUGGAACUUCUGAAACAUUUUAUAGGGAAAGCGUUCCUUUUGUUCAAGUGGUUAUAAGCAACCAUUAAAAAUAUGAAAACCCGGUU
This is a messenger RNA of Rhincodon typus (whale shark), 3446 nucleotides long. RefSeq names its product nucleolar transcription factor 1-like. The record is from RefSeq and is a predicted model, not a curated record. The coding region runs from base 59 to 1108 and encodes 349 amino acids. Lineage: Eukaryota; Metazoa; Chordata; Chondrichthyes; Orectolobiformes; Rhincodontidae. The transcript has 9 exons.